AUGUACCGGCGCAGCUACGUCUUCCAGACCCGCCAGGAGAGGUACGAGCGGGCCGAGGAGGAGGCGCCGGGCCGCCUGGCCUCGGACCCAGCCGCCGCGCCCAACCUGGCGGAGCUGCAGGGCCUCGGCGAGCGCGUGGCCGCCCAGGUCCAGCGGGCUCGCGCGCUCGAGCAGCGCCACGGCGUCCUCCGGCGGCAGCUGGAUGCCUUUCAGCGCCUGGGCGAGCUGGCCGGCCCCGAGGACGCCCUCCUCCGCCAGGUCGAAGGCAAUCGCCAGCGCGCCCGGGACCUGGCGGCUGAGCUCGCCCGGCUGGAGCGCCGGGGCGCAGAGGCGCAGCGCGCGUUCGACGAGUACCGGAGCAAGUAUGAGAAUGAAUGCGAAUGUCAAGUGCUGCUAAAAGAAACGCUUCAGCGGCUUAACAAGGAAGCUGAUGAAGCCUUACUGCGCAAUCUGCACCUUCAGAUUGAGGCCCAGUUUCUGCAGGACGAUAUCAGUGCAGCAAAGGACAGGUACAAAAAGAAUCUUCUGGAAAUUCAGACCUACAACAGCCUCCUGCAGCAGAUCAUCCAAACCACCCCUCAAGCAGCCGCCAUUACAGAUGGGACGAGGGAGGAGAAGCUCCUGAUGGAACGAGAGGCGACAGCCCUUCAGAGUCAGCUGGAGGAGGGCUGGGAGGUCCUGUCUCUCCUGCAGGCGCAGAGAGCCGAGCUGCAGGCCCAGACAGUGACCCUGGAACAAGCUAUUAAAGACGCCCACGAGUGUUACGAUGACGAGAUUCAGCUUUAUAAUGAACAGAUUGAAACCCUGAGGAAGGAGAUUGAAGAGACUGAGAGGAGCCUGGAGAAGUCUUCCUAUGACUGCCGGCAGCUGGUGGUCGCCCAGCAAACCCUGAAGAACGAGCUGCACCGCUAUCAUCGGAUCAUUGAGAACGAAGGCAACAGGCUGAGCUCCACCCUCUUUGAAGUGCCUGUCACUCUAUUCCCCACGGGCCGUGGAGCCUCUCUCAGCCCUCGACCCAGCGGGAAAGGGACAGUAGAAGGGAGGGGAAGAGGCAGAGAGAGAAACAUUGAUGUGAGAAGGCCCAAGCAGCGCUGCCCACUCUCCUUUGGGGAAGUCCAAGAUUUUGCCAGAGCUGUGCAGGAUAUAACACAGCAAACCAAGACAAAAAGGCCUCCUAAGACCAUUCCAAGGAAAAGGAGAUUAUAG
Messenger RNA from Myotis lucifugus (little brown bat), 1206 nucleotides. It is a transcript of the gene BFSP1, whose product is annotated as beaded filament structural protein 1. Lineage: Eukaryota; Metazoa; Chordata; Mammalia; Chiroptera; Vespertilionidae. Gene Ontology annotation, cellular component: intermediate filament; cytoplasm. Gene Ontology annotation, molecular function: structural constituent of eye lens. The coding region runs from base 1 to 1206 and encodes 401 amino acids. The record is from RefSeq and is a predicted model, not a curated record. The transcript is spliced from 10 exons. Gene Ontology annotation, biological process: lens fiber cell development.